Anopheles merus is the source of this 7733-nucleotide messenger RNA. RefSeq names its product neurexin-1. The coding region runs from base 690 to 6821 and encodes 2043 amino acids. The record is from RefSeq and is a predicted model, not a curated record. NCBI's taxonomy places the organism in Eukaryota, Metazoa, Arthropoda, Insecta, Diptera, Culicidae. The transcript has 22 exons.
UGCAGUUGAGCUUUGUAAUCCGACGCAGGACGACCGCGGACAAACCAUGCGUACUGCCGUUCCGUACCAGUGUUCACCAUCCAGUGGAUGGCCUGUGAAGUAGGUGGUUUUUACAAUCACCUAACAUAUUCCCCACAAGCAUGUUCGUAUGUGGUAUACGGCGUUGGUGAUAAGUGAUCGUGAUUUUAUGUAGGAAAUGUAUGAAAAAUUGAUCAAAGCAAGCAGCGGCGCUUGCAAACCGAGAAAAAAGAUAAGCGUGUUGCGAAGUGCUGGAGAAUAGUGAGAUCGGGAAAAACAGGAGAGAGACACAUCAACAAAAACAACAAAAAAAAUACGCAAAGAAACAGUGAAAGUGUAUGUGUGUGUACGCGCGCGUAUGUGAGGGUAAGCGUGUGUGUGUGCGUGUGUGAAACUGGUAUGUGUGUGUGUGUGCAAACUUCGUGUUGGCAUACUCGUUCUUAGUGAGCAAAUAGUGAAGAAAAUCCCGUUAGAAUUUGUGAGCAUGAGCGCGAAACAGGCAGGAUAAAGCAAGUUCUACACAACCAAACCCCGAAGAGAUAGUGACGUGAGAGUGUGAGUGAUUGUCGUUGAGUGUAGAAGAAAGAGAAAGAGAAACAUAAUAUUGCAGUGGGUGACGGAAAAAAGAUCGAAAAAGAAACCCCAGCAUUCGGUGCGUGAGUGAAGACAAGAUGGCGUCGGUACGUGUGGAGGAACAUACAACCCGUGCGAGCGAUACGAAAGCGGAUGGAAAUGGAGUUGUUGGCGGUGGUUCCCAGACUAGCGGAGAGGCAGAAUGUGUAUCCAUUAUGGAAAGUGCGGCACCACUUUUGGAAGGGGCCAAUGUGAUUAGAUUAUCCGCGAGGAGAAAAUGCAAGAGAAAACAGCGAGAACAGGCGUCGUGUGGGAUAGCAGUGGGUGGAUCCUUUGCGAGAGCGAAACCGACUGCGGAACUAACCCUUCGGCAACGACAGUAUCGUUCUACAGACCACAGUAAUUCCAUUAAAAGCCCUAAUCACCCGGACAAUAAUAUAUGUAUCGUAGCGGAGAAGGGUGCCAACGUACGGCAGCGCAACAGCUCUCUCAAGCAAUCAGCUCUGGGCAGUGAGGCAUCGAGUGCGGACAAUAAAAGCAACUACCAUUGCCAGCAGCCACUGAAGACGGCGACAGUGCCCGUGGCGACAGCGCUGGCUUCCGAGAGCAAAGCGCAGCAAUCGUUUGACCUCGCUUCAGUCCCUGCAGCAUCAUCGCCGUCAUCAUCAUCCUUGUCUUUACCGUUUAGCCUGCCAAAGAUUCUGAGCAAUGCCAUGGCAACAGUUCGGCUGCCCAAGUUGCUAUUGCUAGGCCUAAUACUGUCCCAGUUCGGGUGCGGAUGUUCCGGGUUCGUGCUGGACGGAUCGCAGAACAGUUUUGCACAAUUCCGCAAAUGGUAUACCGGGUUGAAUGGGUCACUGGAGCUCGAGUUCAAGACGGAGCAGCCGAAUGGGCUCGUGCUCUACACCGACGACGGUGGCACGUUCGACUUCUUCGAGCUGAAACUGGUUGAGGGAGCCCUUCGACUGCGGUAUAAUCUUGGUGGAGGCGCACAAAUCAUUACCGUCGGUCGGGAUCUUCACGAUGGCCACUGGCAUAAAGUGCAGGUAAUGCGCAACGACGAGCACACAACCCUGACCGUCGACGGUGUCUCACAAAGUCGCAGCUCGCGAGGGAAGGAGUUUCUGUUCGGCAAGUUCGCCACCAACUCGGACGUCUUUGUCGGCGGUAUGCCAAACUGGUACAACACCAAGCUUGCCCUGUUGGCACUGCCCAGCGUCAUCUUCGAGCCAAGGUUCAGAGGAUCGGUAAGGAAUCUGGUCUACUCGGACCAGCCGGGCGUAUCACCCAGGCGACAAGAGAUGCGACAACCGCGGGAUAUCAAGUGCGGAGAUUCACCCUGCGAUUUGACAGCAAUGCCUCGAGAAAAAGUCACACGGCAACUUCGAACCAACGUUACUGAUGCCUGCGAGCGCCACGAUCCUUGCCAGCAUGGUGGCAUCUGCAUAUCGACUGAUUCGGGCCCGAUCUGUGAGUGCCGCAACGUGGAAUACGAAGGAACCUAUUGCGAGCGAGACAAAGCACCGUCGGAGGCAACGUUCCGGGGCACCGAAUUCCUUUCGUACGAUCUGGGACAGACGGGCGGGGAACCGAUCGUUAGCGCCCAGGAUGCCAUCACGCUCUACUUUCGUACCCGCCAGCCGAACGGGUUGCUGUUCUACACCGGUCACGGAACUGAUUACCUGAAUCUGGCUCUGCGUGACGGUGGUGUUUCGCUGACCAUGGGCCUAUCGAACGGGAAGCAAGAAAUGCACAUCAAACCAUCCCGCGUACGCUUCGACGACCAUCAAUGGCACAAAGUUACGGUUCAUCGGCGAAUCCAAGAGAUCUCAUCGAUAACGAGCUUCUGUCGGCUGGUCGCCGUUGUGGACGAUGUGUACACGGACCAUUCGCACAUUGCCGGCAAGUUCACGAUGCUUUCGUCGUCGCGUGUGUACGUGGGUGGUGCAGUUAAUCCUCGAGCCCUUCUGGGAGCCCGUGUGCACAACAAUUUCGUCGGCUGUCUGCGUAAGGUGGAAUUUUCUGCCGAUACGCUGCGGUUGAAUCUGAUCGAUCUGGCGCGCACCGGAUCGAAGCUGAUACAGGUUGCCGGACGCGUUGAUUAUACGUGUCCAUCUGGGGACCCUCAGGAUCCGGUUACAUUCACCACGCGAGAAUCGUAUCUGCUACUGCCACCGUGGGAUGCGUCCAAGCAAGGCGUGCUGUCAUUUAAAUUUCGCACAAACGAGCCAAACGGAUUAAUAAUCCUCAACACAAUGACCCGGGCCCCGAAGAGUAACUUCUUCGCGGUCGAGCUACUGAACGGGCACAUCUACAUCCAUAUGGAUCUCGGAUCGGGAGCGGUCAAGGUGCGUGCGUCGCGACGUCGCGUGGAUGACGGCGUCUGGCACGAGCUGUCGCUGCGUCGCAAUGGCCGCGACGGCAAGGUCGGCGUUGACGGGCAGUGGAAUGAGUUCCGGACGCCGGGCGAAGCGUCCCAGAUGCAGUUGGACAGUCCGAUGUAUAUUGGCGGCAUUGGGCCACCGUACGCCGAGAUCUACAUUCCACCGGCGAUCUGGACGGCGACACUGCGCCAGGGUUUUGUCGGCUGUUUGCGGGACCUAACGCUUUCGAGCAAGCCGGUGGAUAUAGCGCACAUUGCACGGCAGCAGGACUCAGCUGCCAUCAAACCGUCCUGUCACGUAAUAGCUAAUCAGUGCGGUGGACAGGUUUCACCAUGCCAGAACGGUGGCCAGUGUACCGAGGGCUGGAACCGUCCGCUCUGCGACUGCUCGGCCACCCUUUUCACCGGACCGACGUGUGGUCGCGAGUCGGCAACGCUCGCCUUCAACGGAUCGCAGCAUAUGGCCGUAUGGAUCGGGGGCACGCAGGGUAGCCGCACCCAGACGGAGGAGCUGGUCAUACGCUUCAAGACAUCGCGACCCGCAGGUUUGCUGCUGCUUACCAGCGCCGAGUCCAGCUCGUCCGAUCGGCUAGAGAUCGGGCUGGUAGCUGGCCGUGUUCGGGCUAAUGUGCGGCUAGGAGAUCGCGAAAAGAACUUACUCGCUGGUCUGACCGUGCUUAACGACAACAACUGGCACACGGUGAGAUUCUCUCGCCGUGCGUCCAAUCUGCGGCUGCAAGUUGACGGGACACAGCCCGUCAGGGGUAUGUUAUCUGAAGCGAUCCUCGGCCGACACAGCACGCUGGAAGUCAAAUCGAUACAUCUCGGUGGGCUGUUUCAUGCGGAGGAAGAGAUCCAGAUGACAGCGGCAAUGCCUAACUUCGUGGGCCAGCUGCAAGGAUUCGUGUACAACGGGCAUCGAUACAUCGAUCUGGUGAAAUCGCUCGGCCCCGAGCUUUCCUCUCUGCCAACGACUACGUUCAAGCUGACCGCACGGUUCGUAAAUUCACCACCCGGAUCACCGUACCUGCCGGCAACGUUCCGCUCGAAGCAUUCGUACGUCGGGCUACCGAUCCUGAAGGCGUACUCUUCCGUGUUUGUCGAUUUCCGCUUCAAAACGCUCGAGCCGAACGGUCUGCUCUUCUACAACGGUGGCAAACGGUCCGACUUUGUGGCGGUCGAGCUGGUGAACGGGCACAUCCACUACGUGUUCGACAUGGGCGAUGGGCCGAUUACGCUGCGCGACAAGGCCCGCAUCCACAUGAACGACAACCGGUGGCAUUCGGUGAGCAUCCGACGACCCGGGCCCAAAACGCACACCCUUGCGGUGGAUGAAUCGAUCGAGAUCUACACGGCCAGCGGCAACAAUAUGCAUCUCGAGCUGGAAGGCAUCCUGUACGUCGGGGGCGUAUUCAAGGAUAUGUACUCGCGACUGCCCUCCAGCAUAGCGUCUCGAUCCGGCUUCGAGGGAUGCAUCGCAUCGGUAGAUCUUGCCGACACGUCACCCAGCCUGACGGAGGACGCCGUUGUGCCGAGCUCGCUGGUGGUUUCCGGUUGCGAGGGGCCGACCAAGUGUAGCCAGAAUGCCUGCGCCAAUCGGGGCGUCUGUGUGCAACAGUGGAACGCGUACGCGUGUGAAUGUGAUAUGACUUCCUUCACCGGGCCUACAUGCUACGAUGAAUCAAUAUCGUACGAGUUCGGAAACAAUAAAGGCCUCAUCCAGUACAAUUUCCCACCGGGACGCCAGCCUGACACGGAGGAGGACAGCAUUGCGCUCGGUUUCGUGACCACCAAGUCGGACGCAGUGCUGUUGCGCAUCGAAAGCUCGACGACACAGGACUACAUCGAGAUGGAAAUCGUGGAAGGAAACGUGUUUACCGUGUACAACGUGGGCACCCAGGACCUGCCACUCGGUGAGGUAGCAGUCAAGGUGAACGACAACAACUACCAUAUCGUACGGUUCACGCGCACUGGAGCGAACGCUACGCUGCAGAUCGACGACUACAACGUCCAGACGGUGUCAUCGAUCGGCCACCAGUCGACCGUGUUUACAUCGAUGGCCAACAUACAGGUCGGUGGCAAGAUCGCACGCAACGGACGUUCGCGUAUCGAGAGACCCUUCAGCGGGGUGAUCGCCGGCCUGUCCGUCAAUCGGCUGCGAGUGCUCGAUCUGGCCGCGGAACGCGAUCCGCACAUCAACGUUCGGGGCGAUGUACAAUUGGUAACUGGCGUUUUAGAUAGAAAUGACCAAAGAAUGCAGCAGAACUCUUCCGAUCAUUUCAAGACCCCGGCCAGCGGCUACCCAGGAGUGAUGGACGAUCUGAUCUUCAGCGGAGCCGGCUCCGGUUGCCGCGGUGACGAUGAGGACGAAUGUACGCCCCCCUUUGAGAAUGGAUCCGGCGAUGAUCUGAUCACACCGGUGUACGUGCCGCCGACCAAGCAAACGGCCACCACGUCCUCCGGUGGCGGCAAGGAUGGAGCCAGUGGGCGAGGAAGGGGUAAGGCAGGCGAGAAACUAUGCGAUGACGAGGACUGUCUGCAUGGAUCCGGCAGUGGCGAGGUGACGGAGGUGUUCACAACUUCCACCGCAAGAAGCUCUGAAACGAGUCCCGAAAUGACGUACACCACGGUAGACUUUGAUCGGAAAACGGAUGGCACUCCAUCGUACACGACCCAGCGUCGCACGCCCGACACGUACUCAUCGUCCUCACACACCACCAACGACCUGGACACGACGAGCGGUAUGAGCAGUGGCACUACAGGCAGUUACGGUGGCAGCAGCAGCAGCAGCGGCAGUAGUAGCGGCACCAGUGGUAACUACGGUAGCUCUAUCGACAGUUAUGGUACAACAGUUUCGAUGGGAACGACCGGGUCCGGUACGACGACGGGCACAACGGCCAGCGGGCGAGUGGUAACCACCUCCACCGGCACAACGGUUGGGCUCAGCACGUACGGCUCAACCACGGCACAACAGCAUAUACCGUCCGAAACGACCGUCAGCUACCGCGAUCGGGACCGUGAUCAUAUCCGCGAAACGACCUACCCGCAAACACCGACCACGACCGAGGAGGAGAUAGUGGACGUGCACCUGCCAACGGACGACGAGGACGACGGGGAGGAGCACCGUACCACCGUGCACCAAACGCCGAACGGUCGGCGCCCACCGCCAGUGAAGGUGGCCGAACCGCCGAACCCCGAACCGGAGCAACCGUACCAGCCGCACCCGCAACCGUACCCGCCAACGCGCCUCCCCAAGCACAAGGGCGGCCGCAUCAACUCCGAGGCCGAGGAGCGUACGGCGAUGAUUAUCGGCAUUGUCGCUGGUGCCCUGAUUGCCGUCAUUCUCGUCAUUCUGCUCGUGCUGUGGAUCAAAUCGAACGGAGACCGAUCGUACAAGACGGAGCACGACAAGAGUGGUCUCUACGGGCAGGGACCGAGCGCGGCCCUGCUCGGUGGCUCGCACGGCAACUCGGGCACCCACAAUGCGCACCACUACAACCAGCAGGCGCAGCAGGCCCAUCAUCAACCGCAGCAUCACCAUCAGCCGUCCGCUCCGCCGCACUACAACGGGCACCAUUCGAACGGGGGCAGCACGCUGCCGCUGAACGGUUCGCUGCGACAUCACGGACCCAGCAAUGGGGCUAUGGCUGCGGGCGGUGGAAUGGGCAUGGGCAGCGGAGGCAACAUGAGCAUGGGCUACGGGGGCUUAAACGGCAGCGGUAGCGAUAAGGGCAGUAUGCAAUCGGGUGGUGGUGGCGGAGGUGGCGGAGGUGGCGGAGGUGGCGGAGGACAACCCCAGCGAAACAAGAGCCGCAACUCGAAAGACAUCAAGGAGUGGUACGUCUAAUGGGACUCUCACAGGUGAUAUGACGCAAUCAAUGUUACGCGAGGGUUGGGGGGGGGGGAACGUCAUUUACACGCAACGCAUGUCCGCAUCGGCGCAGUUUGUGUGCGAUCGGAUCGGAAGGGUGAUAAUUGAUGAUAAUCCGAAUUAGAAUGCUAAAAGCGCAUCUACUUGGGUGGAUGCAGGCGUAUGUAAAAAGGAAUGUGCAGGCGAUCGAGUCCUUCUAAAGGCCGAUCCGCACCACCGGCAGUUACAGGGGGAGGGGCGGUUCGAGUGGAGCAGCAGUGGCCACCUCUAGUUAGGCUCAUCGUCCCGGGCAUGUGUACAUAGUCGAGUAGAAAAAAAACUAUUGCAAGUGAUGGAAUCAUUCGUGCUAAACGAUGGAGAAGCCGAGGAAGGAAUCGUGCAAUACGAAGCAAAAUGGCACAAAGCCGAAGAAAGGUGGAGCGGGGGAGGAAAGUACGCAAAGUAAAUUGCAACAAAAAUAUAUAUAUUGCAAAAGGAACAAACAUGACGACCCAACUGCUUGUAAAACAGGUUUACCAAAUCACCCAGCAAAAAUACAAAUCGAAAAGUAGCAACAAUCCGUUAAAAGACGCGUCCUUCUCACAUCGGGCAGCUAAAUCAAUGGCUAAACGGUGCGUUGAGCACAAAUGGAUUAUGUUUUGCAUGUCGCUCAGAGCCACAAAAACAACAAUUACUCGCAAUAGAAUAGUGAAAGAUUUUAAGGCCGGUGGCAGUUUUUGGAUACACCAGAGUUUCUGCAGUGGGCAAAAAAAUAUUCGAAACAACCACUACCCAAGUUCUCUCCCAGCCGUUCAGAAUCCCGCAAUACACCGCAAAGAACCAAAAUACCGAAAAAUUACGAUACGCUAAAUACGAAAGCGCUUACAAGAGAAGAAAAAGAAGAGAAAA